AUGGAACACGCAUCCCGAAGAAAAAUCUCAUGUCCCUUAUGUGGAACUUCAAUAAAUGACCACCACGACCUUGUAAUACAUGCAAACGCAGUGCACGCUUCAGGAAACCGAACCUUCAGUGUGGAAGCCAUCAGCUUUAACAGCAAAUCUGCUUUUCAAGACUGGAAGCAUGCUCUAGAAGAGGAAGAGACUACUAGGUACGCUGUCCAUUCGAAGAAUAAAGGAACAGAUGGAGACAUUACAUACAUGCGAUGUAGUAGAGCCGAGCCUGGCCCAUCUUACAUAGAGAAGUGCUCAAAUUCAAAAAAAAAGGUCAUGUACUGCACAGCUUAUAUGAAGGUGACGGAAAAUGAACGGACUAUCAACGUAGAAUUCUGCCGCACGCAUUGCGGCCAUGAGCCCGAUGCUGCACUGCUGACAAUGGACGCCAGUGCUGAGAAACAAAUCCUCUCCUGCCUAAGAAAUGGAUUCACUUAUAAGCAAGUGCUUAGUCAAAUCCGGGAGCGAUGUCGAAAUUCAAACAAUUUGAGUUGCCGGUUGUAUUUCACUACAUCGCGAGACGUGCGAAGAAUUGCAUUGAAACACAAUCUAGAUCCAGCUCGUAGACAUAGUAUCGACAUUUUGUCGCUUGAAAUGCGCAUCGGAGAACACAUCCCCGACGAUGGGAUACGGCAUUAUACAGCAGCAACAGAUGCAAGCGGCGAUAACUUCUCUCUUGUAAUUGUGACGCCGAUACAAAAAAUUUGGUUGGAAAGCUAUGCAAAACGCGCACUGUUGAUGGACGAUACUUUCAACCUUACACCGUACUCACUGCGACUAGCUUCCGUAGUGGUCCUAGACGAAUGGGACAUGGGGUUGCCAGCGGCAUUUCUGCUUUCCUUCAAAAUGACAGAGAACGAAGUUAGUAUACUCUUUCAAGAAAUUGUUCUACUUCCCCAGUUUGAUACAGCAUAUUUCAUGUCGGAUGACAGUAAUUCAUUUUACAAUGGAUUUAUAAAAGUUGUUCCUCAGUCAAUGUCCUUCAGAGCAUAAAGAGAUAUUGCAAAAAUCUCAAAAAGCCGAGUCCUACAUCUACCGUAAUGGGUAAAAUGUCAGAACUUUGCAAGAAUCCGGAUCGUGAUGUCUUCUUCGAUAACUACGCUUCUCUACUGUGCCUAUUGCGACAAAAUCGCGAAGAAAGUAUGGUUCAGUACUUCGAGCGGAACUGGAGCCCACGAAUUUCCGAAUGGGCAGGAUACGUACGGAGAACAUCCACUGUCAACACCUCUAUGGCAAUCGAGCG
This is a messenger RNA of Cylicocyclus nassatus, 1282 nucleotides long. Lineage: Eukaryota; Metazoa; Nematoda; Chromadorea; Rhabditida; Strongylidae. The record is from the annotation of a GenBank genome assembly.